Molecule: messenger RNA, 1281 nt
Organism: Mucor mucedo
Lineage: Eukaryota; Fungi; Mucoromycota; Mucoromycetes; Mucorales; Mucoraceae
Product: glycoside hydrolase superfamily
Exons: 2
Biological process (GO): carbohydrate metabolic process
Cellular component (GO): extracellular region
Molecular function (GO): chitinase activity
Source: RefSeq, a predicted model, not a curated record
GACAAUAUGGUAUUAUAUUGGGGACAAGGAGAUUUUGGUGAAAAAAGACUAUCUUUCUACUGUGAACAGGAAGGUGUUUCAAUGGUUAUUCUCAGUUUUGUUGUGGACUUUAUUGGAGGGCCUAGAAAAUCACCCGUCCUGAAUUUAUCUGAUAACUGUAACAAUGUUGAAAAUUGUGUUGAAGCAGCGCGUGACAUCAAAUUUUGUCAGAGCAAGGGCAUUAAAGUGUUAAUGUCUGUGGGUGGUGCGGCAGGUCCAUAUCAUAAGCAAUCUUGGGAUCCAGAUCUCUUUGCUUGGUGGAUGUGGAACAAGUUUUUAGGUGGUACUGAUAAAACCGUGGCAAGGCCAUUUGGUGAUAUAAUUCUUGAUGGUGUUGAUUAUGACCCAGAAUCUGUGGACGGUAUCGGUUACGAUCGUCAUAUUGACACGCUUCGUCAGUUAUUUAAAACACAAUACCCACCUCGCCAAUAUUUAAUUACAGCUGCACCACAAUGUCCAGAUUUGGAUUACUACCCGAAAAAUGCAGCUUACAAUAUCCUUCAUCCUGCGCCCAAAUAUGACUCAUACCCUGACAUGGUCUUUGUUCAAUUCUACAACAAUUAUUGUGCCGCUUCAAAUCAUAAGAACAAAAAGACGACCAACUUCAAUUUCGAUGUCUGGGAUCAAUGGUCUCAACAACGAACAAAGGGACGUACAAAGAUUUAUCUUGGUCUACUGGGUAAAGAAAAUCAUAUGGACACAGGCUAUGUAGGGUAUGAAAAAUUGACGGUUAUUCUGGAUGAUAUCCGUCGACAUAAAAGUUUCGGUGGCGUAAUGCUGUGGGAUGCAGGAUAUGCGUAUGCAAACCCAGUGCCAUACUUGAGAGGUCUAACGUAUGGUCAAGCCACGGUCAAAUACUUACAACAACUUACCAUCGGCCCUUCAAGAACAGCUGCUGCUUUUGAUAGCAUCAACUUGGCCUUCAAAAAUCACGGUGUACCCAUUUUGGUUCCUAUUAAUAUCAAUAGUACAGAUGUCAUCGGCCCUGAAGUGCCUUGUCCUGGCCAAUCGUUCCUCUUAUUACGUUCCGUAAGUGGUCGUGUUCUGGCUGAAAGCUUCGGUGCACCCCCAGACCUAGUUGAUCAGCAUCUUGAAAGUCUGGGCAUGGAUGGUGAUGAUCCAAUUAAUCCCGGUUCCCGUAUUUGUAUUAACCCACUCGGUGAUUCAGUGACUAUUGGUUUUGUCUAUAAUGCUACCUUUUCUGAUGAGCCUGAGUUACAAGACCUUUACCAAUUAGACUAA